CAGGCUUUUGAAAAGUUUGUUUUGACAUUUGGUCGAUCGGAGCAUUUUUGGCCAUCGGAAAACAUUGUAUUAAUCACCAAAUUUAUGUUAAUUAAUCGUGAAUGGUCAGUGUAUUGUUCGAGAGUUCGUGUCCAUCGCCUGAAGAAUGCAGUCAGCAAUUGGUAAAGUCAAUCGAAAGUUUAUUUCUUGAUCGAAGAAACAUCUAAUCGGCGAAACAAAGCAACACAAAGACUAAUCACUUCCAUCAAGUCAGUGCUGAUAAAGAUAACAGUGAAUCCAAAAUGAAAACCGUUUGCCUGCAGGUUUUGAAGUGCUUCCUCUAUUUGCUGCUGCUAUUGGUUUUUAUUGCCUUUAGUUUUGCUUCGAGAGUUCUUUUCGUUUGAACUGGUGCUUCCGGAUUCUUUCUGCUCAGUUGGUCCGGAUUUCAGCUACGAUCAACAACCCCACCCCAAAAGCGUCAUCCAUGAUCAUCAUCGACGAACAAGACUGUUGUUACUAAUUUAAAACCAAUCUUUCAACAAACAUUAAACUAAUCCGAAGCACCUCAUAGGAAGUUGGAAGGGACAAGGUUGGGUUUGAAGAAUAAUGACCAAGACUGGAACCGACAAGGAAAACCUGGUAAAGGCAAUGCAAAAUUCGCAUCACUAGCUACUUCCCUUGUCAAACUUUCCCGCAUCUUAGCUUGAGUAUCUUGUGUAGAACAUAAUAAUUCAGCAGUAGAAAUACGACGCUAAAAGCAGGAACGAGGCGUCCUGGACGCUUCUUCCUGGCCGGACCACCAUCACACUAGCAGCACACCGCAAGAGGGCCGGUAGAAAUGGCCGAUAACGAUGACAUCAGAACGGCCGUUCAUUCGAUGUACACCAGUCAGCAGCAGCAACAGCAAUAUCACCACCACAACCCAUACCAACAAUUUAACCACCAUCAGCUACCGUUCAUGCCGGUCCAUGGAGGUUCAGGAUUUGGCGGCAGUGGAAGCUUUUCCAUACCAAGGUCUCAGUCACAUAUGGUCAAUCUGCUGAGUGAAGAUUUCAUUGCCGGCUACAUGGACGAGGGACGAAUGUCGGUGGUCCGCCGAUUCUUCUGUCUAUUUGUGACGUUCGAUAUGGUUUUCAUCUCCCUGCUGUGGAUCAUCUGUGUUAUGAUCACCGGUGACAACAUUUUUCACGCGCUGCAAACUCAAGUCGUACAUUAUACCAUCUAUACAUCAUUGUUUGAUGUGGUCGUCAUUGCGAUAAUACGUUUUUUAUUUUUGAUAUUCUUUUAUGGACUGUGUCAUCUCAAUCAUUGGAUUGUGAUUGCCCUUUCUACCACCGGAUCAUGCGCCUUCCUAAUCUAUAAAGUGUUUGUAUACAAUUGGACUGCUACACCGCAACCCGUUUUUGAAGUUUUACUAAUUGUGGUAUCGUUUGUAUUAGCCUGGGGAGAAGCAUGGUUUCUGGACUGCCGAGUCAUACCACAAGAACGCUACGCACGCAAUUAUUAUGUCGCAAUCACAAACCCAUCGGUGGAAGCCCAAACUCCGCUGUUGGCACCCUUUCUGAAUUCGGCAAUGUCCGGUCGAACGGAGAGCGUGGGAAAUUUCUACUCCCCCUACGAUUCCAUCCACAACAGCGACGACGAAGAAGAUGAACAGGACGAAGAAUUCAAAAAGAUGGGCAUUGAAUGUGUACGGAAGGCAUAUGCGUUGCUAGAAUCCACCAAUUGGAAGCUGGAGAAAGUCACUUCCAAGGGCGAUACGAUCCAGAGCUGUCAACAGGAUAAAGUUGGAAAAAUCUAUAAAUUAACGGCCAAGAUUAACUUUCCCGCUAAAAGAUUAUUGCAAGAAUUGUAUUACAAAAUUGAGGAAGUCCCUAAUUGGAAUCCCACUUUGCUUGAAUCAAAGAUCAUAAGGAAAAUCGACAGUCACACGGAUAUUUCGUAUCAGGCCACGAUUGGCGGUGGUGGUGGCGUAGUCAAGUGUCGUGAUUUCGUGAAUCUUCGCUGCUGGCAGCUUUGUCGUGAAGGCCGAGUGAUUGAAGGUAUCGAUUUGAAUCCACCCAUCAUAGAUCCGAGUGCUCUGAGUCCGGUGACUGAAGAAAUGGACGAUGAGGAGGAGGAGAGUACUGAAACCGAUGAGGAGUGUAUUCUUGGAAGACCAUCGCCCAAAAUAACCAAAUCCUGUAGUGAAUUUAAACUAGGCAGUAGUAGCAACAGCGUCAGCGAUGGAAGCGAAUCUAAAACAAGAACAGCCUUUUCUACGCUCAGCAAAAGUUUAGGGGCUCAGGAUUUUCAACAUGGUGCUAAUUCCGACCCAGAAGAUGUGUUCUCUGAGGCAUUGGACGAACAACCCCAGGCUAAGCAAGCUCGUUCGCGAAAAAUUGAUUCCGAAGUAACGAAAGGAGGCAAUGUGUAUGUUAGUGCUGCGAUAAGUAUUGAAUAUCCAGGUGCACCCGUCACUACAAAAUAUAUCAGAGGGGAAAACAAAGUAUCAUGCUGGGCUAUGCGCGAAAUAGAGAAUCAAAAAGACCACUGCAUAUUUGAGUGGUUGUUGUGUUUGGAUUUGAAAGGAUAUAUUCCACGUUACGUUCUUGAUACUGCCUACACAACUCUAAUGCAAGACUACAUGACUCAUCUCCGCAACUACGUAGCCGACCUAAAAAGACAAGGAAAAGUGCCUAAAUCCAAUAUUACUUCUUCUACGCCUUCGUCCAGUGGUGGGAAGGCUCAACAUGACCCCAAGGUGCUUGGAAAAUCUGCCGCCGGUGAACCCCACGAAGCAUAGACACUUCAUACCACACAUCGUCUGCAUUAUGUACCCCCAAUAUUAGUCAGAACAGUUUAUAGCAUUUGUUUUUUUUUUUUUUCGAGGGUCUUUCAUUAAUAUACAAACAAACAGGCAUUAUUUGAAAUGCAUAUACGAGCUAGUUCCUGUUGAAAUUACUUCAUGAUUCGAUUUGUUUUCUUUAUUGAUAAGAUGAAAUGAUUUUUUUCCAAUCAAAGACUGCAGGAAUUUUCACCUAUUUUCUCGAGUGGUGAAUGAUUAAUCAAACUUUCCCUCAUAAGAGAACCAUUUUGGUCCGAUCCGUUAUAGGUGCGAUUGCAAUUAGAGAUAAGCUAAACUUGCUAGAUUCAAUAACGAAAGGUCUAAACCCACAAUCGUGUUCGCGAUUCUCAAGUCUACAUUCACAAUCAAAAGUUUUAUUUGUGUAACUAUCGUAUUUUAUAUUUUGUGAUAUUAAUAAAUUUAUUCUCAAACUUCAAA
Molecule: messenger RNA, 3244 nt
Organism: Uranotaenia lowii
Lineage: Eukaryota; Metazoa; Arthropoda; Insecta; Diptera; Culicidae
Gene: Start1
Product: steroidogenic acute regulatory protein-like
Exons: 12
Coding region: 818-2764 (648 amino acids)
Molecular function (GO): lipid binding
Source: RefSeq, a predicted model, not a curated record